Messenger RNA from Colletotrichum orchidophilum, 570 nucleotides. RefSeq lists its product as uncharacterized. Bases 1 to 570 code for a protein of 189 amino acids. NCBI's taxonomy places the organism in Eukaryota, Fungi, Ascomycota, Sordariomycetes, Glomerellales, Glomerellaceae. The transcript has 2 exons. The record is from RefSeq and is a predicted model, not a curated record.
AUGUCUUCAGCAGCUAGAACCGUAGCCCUCCGACGUCUCGAAAUCAUCGCCUUUCCGCCAGCCUUCGUCCUCCUCCUCGCUCACGGCAUAGCAUCCGAGCGAGCCUUCCCAGCCCUGGGUGUCCUCCCGCUAGCCGCCUCGGCCGUCCUCGGCCUCUUCGUCCUGAACCGCGAUGCCCUCGCCGCCGUCGGUUCCCCGAUCCAGGCUCUUUCCGAGUCCAACAUCUUCUGGGCCGAUUGCCUCCUCACGGUCUUCCACCUCUCGCUCCUGAUUCCGAGCUGGAUUCUUUUGACGGAUACGAGGCAUAAACCCCUCCUUGUGCUGGGGACGUACUGCACUGUGUUCAUGAUGUUUGACUUGAGCGUCCAUCUGUACAUUGUCUUGCCGCAGGCCGUUCACCUUCUUAUCAGCCGCAGCUGCGAUUGCCCUCACUGCCGGAGCGUCACCAAGACGGGCUACUUUUCGUCUACUGUUUCCGAAUAUACGCCACUUAGCGACAGUGAUGGGGAGACCGAGCCUGAGAUUGCAGCCCGAGAUAUUGAAGAGGGCAGCGGGGUUUCUCGCCUUUGA